GUAAUCUACUUUCUAGACUAAAUGAACUGUAAGUGAAUAUGCUGGAUAAUCGAAUAUGCCGGAUAAUCGAAUAGAUAAACCACGCCUUGAUCCACCCACUUUAUUGAUGAACAGCAGUGCCACAUGGUUGUCUGCACAUGCGCCGAAGAUAAACAGACAUGUCUCCAUGGUAACAGCUGCAACGCGCAUGUGCAUUGGAGGGACACGCCCAUUUUCUGAAUUAUUUAAUCUGAAAGAAAGAAAACUGCCAAGCCAGAUAAUUGAGGUUCUGGAUAAUGGAGGGCCGGAUAAUGGAGGUUCUACUGUACCAUAUUACUAGAAUAUUUUGUGGGUGAAAAACUUUUGCGAAUGAGCCAUAUCAGCAGAAAAUUUGACCGUUGUGAUCGAACUAUUGCGUUCUGGUAAGGAUCGUGUGUGUUUACUAGUGGUAAUUUAGAUUUUGCGGAUAUUAGGAAUUGAUCUUAUGUUUCACGGACAUUUAAUCCCCAAAAACAGACCAGGGUGGCAGGCAAAAGAAAGAAAAAUCGAUGAAUAUCAUUAUAAAACCACAAACAGAGUCACAACAAACCAUAAAGUUAGCCUCGUUCCCAGGCCUUACUUUUUCUUGCUGUUGUCACUGUUCAUCCAUAAACAUAAGAAAGACAUAGUGAGGCAGCAAAGAAAGAAAUGGGCGUACAGUUAAGAAAACGUAAGGCCUGGUUUGGGAAAUCGCGUGAUCCACAAGGAUUUUUAUGAACGUGGGCGAUAUGUAGCCCACAAUCGUGACGUAAGGUAUUCUCCCACGCAUUCCGAGUAAGACUGUACUGUACUGCACUGAGACAACCACCAAGCUGUGCUGCAAGUCAGAUCAGAGAACCAGCGUGGCCAGCUCUGGUGGCAGUAGCUACCUGCUAUAUGAUAAUGAUGACUAAGCUAUUCUACUAUAGCAUGUAGAAAGACACAAGAAAAGGUAAUAGUGAUAGAAUCUAAACACACAAUCUAGACUAGUAGAUUAUCUAGCUAAGCCUAAGGUAUAGCUAGCUAUAGUGCUUGCAAACUUCCAGUUCCAAGUCCAUGUCCAGCUUGCUGCAGGCAAAGUUUUACUAGUCGUAGACCUCUGCGUGGGCAGUCCAACAUCUCUAGCUCAGUAUGCCCACGCUCAUUUUCACCCUUCUACCACCCUUCUACCCUCACGCGACUUCCCGAUACAGGCUCUCCUUUUUCCUAACUUUACGUCUAUUUCUUUCUUUAUUCCUCCAAUUAAUACCGUAUUUUAUCUCAUUGAACGAAUAAUACAGUAUUUUAUCUUAUUGAACGAUUGUGAUAAAGAACAGAAAAAGGAGAGCCUGUGUAGAGGCUACCAUAAAGUCACUUUAGCAAAAUAUAUAAUGUGGCCAUUUUGACCUCUGACCUGGACCACACUUUUUUUGGCAUUCUGCAAAAAUAUGACCCGGAAAAUCCGUGAAACAUAAUGGUGUGGCCUUAUUGUUGCGAAUUGAUCAACCAUCGCAAAGUUCGCAAAUGUUUGAUGCUCGCAAAACAUUCUAGUAAUAUGGUACUAGCUGUAGAACAUAAGCACCACCAUAAUUUAGGCGCCAGUUGGGCUGAACGAAAUUGUUUGCGCCACUCAGAAGUGGAAUAAAUUUUUCUGGCGAUAUAAUCAAUCAAAUGUGGUUUCUCUAUGAUUAAUUAUAGCUAGCUUGAUCAUGACCAAGGACGUACAAAAUUUGAACACGUACAAAAAUAAUAAACAGCAUGAAGUCUAAUCUUACCUGACUUAAUAAGCAGAGUCCCCAACAGUAUUAAGCAGGUAACAACAAUCUGUGAAUUGACAAGCGUGAGUCGAGUAGAUCUCUAGCACUGACAUAAUUACUUCUACUAGCUACACGGACUGAUAGAUCGUCAGACACAAACAUACCUUUACCCUCAUAGCGACAUUUACAUCUAACAUAGUUCUUUAACCUUAACCAAAAGUAAGGCAAAUCACAAAGUCACGAAUUAUUAUCUGGCUCCCUGGGGCCGGGGGUGGACAGAAUAGCCUAACUGUAAACUGGACCCCGAUUAUAAUUUUGAGUUGGGUACUGGUCGGGCCGGCCGUUGGAAUGCUUCAGUGUUGUCGCAUAGAUAGGUAGCCUCGAGACCAAGCCGAUUAAAAUACGGCCUGGUACCUAUUGCAUGGGUGAUAGUGCACAUGCGUCAACUUUCAGCCGUAGUGCAUCGUAUUUAACAAGAUAUAAAACGGAAAAUACACAAAAUAAGAAUACUUUAUACCGCAUGGUUCCUACGAAAUCGUGGUUAAAUAGACGUCCGCUACCAGAGAAACCGCACUGUGCAGGAUUUGCAGCACUUCUUUGACUAAACAAAGCAUAUCAUUAUUCUCCAGAGAAUGUAAAGCCUCAGACUCAGGUCUUGCAGAGAGGCUCAGCAGGGUCAUAGAUGUGCCAGUCAUUGCAAAUGAUGGUCUUUCACAGCACAUUUGCAGGCCUUGUAACAGGAAGUUUGUAUCAGCUGAGUCUUUUAGAGUUCUAGCCAAGGCUAGCUAUGAGAAGAAUAGGACAUCUCUACCCAGGCCUCUCACAGGCGUCACCGGCAGCCCCAAGAGCACUCACGCUUCAAGAAAGAGAUCCAAGGACACUAGUGGGGUUGGAGUAUCUCCACACACACAACAAGUCAGACCAACAGCAAAGCGGCAGACUGUUGGAGCGUCUGGUAGGAGGCUCUGUUUUCCAUGUCCAGGACGAGAUGACUGAUCGGAGUGAUGCGUCUUUGAGAGACAUGAGCAACGUUCCUCCAGCUACUCGUGUUGAGAGUUCUCGCCAGACUGCCAAUAUUCAGCAACCCAAUGCUGGAAUGCAGUGCACUCCCCAGAGUACCAAUACCACUGCUACUGACAUGAAGUCAGUCAAGAUAUCGGUGUACUCACCAAGCAAGAGGGUGAUAUGUACAGUAUCCAUUCGUCCAGAGCUUGAGAAGAUUGCAAAGGCACUGACAGGGGGGAACCUGCAGUCAAUUUGUAGGGCUGUUUUCUCAUACCCUCAGCUCAGGGACGAAGCUGUGUCUCGUAUCUCGAGAAUGGUAGAUGUUGAGUGUGCCUCGUUGUGCAGCAAGAGUUCACAACCUGUGUCACUGUUCCGGUCCAUGACCAUUGAGCAAGCAGAAAGCUUUUCCUGGAGACAAACAGUCACUGAGCUUGAGACCAAAGCACCAACUCUCCACCACAUUAUUGAUUGUGGUAUCACCCACUCGUCCAAGAGGAACAAGCUGAAGAAGGGAGAGCGACAGUUCCCAGGACUAAGCACAGCAGUGGCUAUCCUCUUGAAGGAACGCAACAAAACGAUGUGUGGGGUUCAAUCCUAUCUGUCGAGUGCCCUCUUUUCUACUCACAUCCAGAAGAAGGCUUGGACUAGGCUCAACCACAUCAACGUGACCCUCAGUUACAACGCAAUACUGAAGCGUGUGAAUAUGAUCAGUAAAGGUCACACUAAAGUGCUUGAUAAGUGGUUAAAGGACGGGGCAUCUGUGAAGUUCGUGGGAGACAAUGUCGACAAGCAAGUCAAUAUACGAGACAUUGCAAGUGACCAUCAUGGGAAGCUCAUGCAUAUAUGUUCAGUAUAUUUGCUGUCAAGGCCCGUGUCUCACCUCCUGCUCCUAUCGCUGAUUUGUCUCGUUCUAUGCUCUGCACAGAGACUGUCGAGUGCUUCCUGCCAUCCAAAGAGAAGACAUCAUUGUUAUCCAAGGAGACUUAGAAGUACUGGUCAGUCGAAUACUGUGCGAUUACAUUAAGGGCCUUGAGAAGUUGAAGAGGUUGGUCACUAAGCAUAUCCCACAUCAAUACAGUGAAGAGAUGGCAGUAAGGUCAGAGGUGGUUGUAUUGGAUGUACUGCACAACAAUGAGAAUGUGAGUAGUGAAAUGAUAGAAAUAAUGAGAACAAUGGUGUCGUACCUGGGAUCAGACCACAAGCACACGGCUGCUGUAUGGGGGUGAUCACCUCACAUGUGAGCGAGAGCAGGGUGCCAAACGUCAUGUGCAGUGCUCCAAUACUCCUGGAGGGAGGAUUGAACAACUUGAGCCAUGCAUUGAGGACUGGCAUUGUGUGAUGAGCUUUAUGAUUCUCAUCUGGCAGAAGCUGCACAAGGACAGCCAAGAAGAUUACGGCACUCUCAGCAGUCUUUUUGCUCGCAUUGGAUGCUCCAAGGCGAAGAAACCGAAGAAUGACAUGCACACGUACAUGUCAAGCUGCCUUCCUCAAAGUCUUCAAGGGGCACAUAGUGACAGCAGGCUGUAAGGAAUUUGACAUUGAAGGACCCGAUGAUGAGAUCAAGGACAAAGAGGUAAACCAAUCUCUGCUGAGUAGUGUGGCCCAGAGUCGGGAAAAAGACGAAAUAUGCACUAGAGGCACUUAGGCUUCAAUUUCAACUUGCCACUCUCCAGCCAUAUCUCUCUCAUCAGCUGACCUGGGGCCGCUUCAUCAACACUCAUGGCGGCCUAGGACGGAACAUCCCAUGUGAUCUCCACAAUGAGCACAUAAACAAGCUUUACAAGAAUUUCAUCUCGAACAUGGGUGCCAACUUUACGAAGACUGCCAGCACCUGGGCAGCACGAUCCGUAUCGUCUCUUCAUCGAAUCUCCAUGGCCUUUGACAAGCAGACUAACAUCCACCGUGAAGUAACAGCUCACAGCACGAGGUCAGAUGAGAAGGACGUCAAGACAGUUGUAGCUGUGCUUCAGAAGGCUGAGGUCCUCAGCGUUAUUGUGAACCGGUCUCACAGAAUGUUCCCCAAAUUCUCCCCAGACCCCCUGCAUCAAUUAAACAGAGAAAAAAUGAGCACAUGGAUCAAGAGGAAGGCUAAAGAAUACACAAGGAGCGAAACCGCUAUGAGAAUUGACUCAGACACCGAGGAUGAGGACGUGUAGUCUAAAUUUAUAAAAUUAGGCUGAUAAAAACAGUGAAAUUGAUCAUUUUUAAUGUUGAUUUUUCUAAAAAGUAAAGAGAAUUUAGCUCUAAAAAGUCGACUAAGCCAUGCAGCCACUAUUACUAGACAAAUAAAUGCUAUGCAAGAAGAAAUAGCCUUUACUAUGAAGUCGUAGGAGGGACAGGCCCGUGGUGUGUCUAAAAGUAUACUAAAGCAAUUUGAAGGACUAUACUGCAAACGUUUAUGAAUAGUACAGCUUAUUUAUAGCAUGAAGCCAUUCUAUGUAGCACUUAGAUACAUAAUAACCAAGUUAAGCAAUGUCCUUUGCUGUUUUGACUUCACAGGAGGGACAGAGAAAAGUUGACAUAGAGUAAUUCAAGCUAAACUCAAAAAAAUUGGAAACAGAGUAAAGACAACGGACUUAGAGCUUGUCAGUGGUAUAAGCUUACUUCUCUCAAGUAUCUCCCAGGCCCUGAGUGAUCUCUAGUGGAUAGGAGAGCUAGAAACCAGGGAUACAAAACCGUAGCGCAGUCCUCCAUGUAAUUAUUUGCGAGCGCAAUAAUUACACGGAGUGCUUCACCGGAUGUCAGUCCUUUUACAUAGGGCGUGGGCGGUCGUUUCCAAUCCCCUUUCUUUUGUAUCUCUGGUACCAGGUACAGUAGACUCUCGCUAUUCCGGCUCCCUGAAGUACGGCCACCUCGAUAUACCGGCCAUUUGGCUUGGCACAGAAUGCUAGCUAUAUGUUUACUGCACAAAACUCGACCUGAAGUACGGCCACUCGCUAUUCCGUUUACCGGCCAGUGCUAGCUGUCCCAAACAAGGUUUUCUUAUCUCUUUCCUUGGCAAUCUGUUGUAGAAAUUACAACAACGGUAACGAAUCGUUAUGAUGAAUUAGAUGAAGUUGUAUGUGAGCUCCUCCCUGACAAACAAACUGUAGUCUAGGUAACGGCCUUAUCAGUCAAGUAGGCUAAAAAUCUGUGUCCUUUGAUGUAAGCUUUGAUGUCUCUUUAAAAAAAAAAAAAAAGAAACCUUUGACUAGCUAGGAAGAGUAGCAGUAGUAGUAGUAGGAAGAGUAGCAGUAGUAGUAGCAGUGCAAGCAGGACUAGACUAGAUUAAAAAGUUGGUGGAAAGAAUAACUGACCGUUUGGACGUCACCUGGCUGCCAGACUUUCAUCUGGACUCUUCCCCCUGAGUAGCUGGCCUUUCUCUAAGCCACAAAACUGAGCAAGAAGCUGAAGAAGCAGCUAGACAGAGACAUGUACCUAGCCUUGAGAAUUGGGAGGCGUGGCUCAACUAGUUAGCCCAGCCCAGAGGAAUUGUUACCGUGGGUACUGAACAACCGUAGAAGUAGGGCUACCCCUGGCUUUACUGAAUUAACUAGCUGUGUCUGCAGUCUAGUUGGACCAGAUUUAGCUAGAUAAUGGGGUAGAGAAUAGUUGAGCGGUGCUGUGUGUAGCUUGAACUGUACUGGCUGGCAAGAAUCUAGUAAGCACCCUAUGCACUGAUAACUCGUCAGAACCAGAGCAGUAACCAGAGAAAAAAAAAUUUAAACAUGGCUGACAAUAAACCAAGGCUCAAGGUAAGUGUAUAAAUAAGGCCAUACACAAUAGAGUAUGAGUAAAAUCUGUUCAGCUCCAGGUCAGCUACAGUAACAACCCUCCAGUAAAGUUUUUGGAGGAGUUAAGAAAGCUUGCUUCUAUCCAUGAGGUCACAAUAGACAGCAUCGAGACCAAACCAUUUGAUGAAGUUGACGAAGGGUUGUCGAAUGUGUGCAUGGAACCAGACAGUGAGGCUCUCCCUCCAGCGAAGAGGCCAAAGAGAGGUGGAGGGCAGAGACAGCCGAGAAGUGGAGACAGUCAAUCUCAUAAACCUGAGAAAGUUGUUGGUGGCUAUGAGAAGGGUGAUCCUCCUCCUGUAUUGGGCGGAGAAAACCCAUGUGAACACUGCCACUUGUCACCCUGUGUCACAGCUACACCACCCAGCUGGUUGAGAGGGUCGGCAGUAGCUAAUUUGGGGAACUUAUGUAAGCGAUUCAAAAUGUAUCGGAAGUUUUGGACACUUUUGAGCACCUUAGGAGUGUGGAAACACCCUUUAUAUAUACUGCACAAAAACACAAAAACAACAGCACAGGACAGAAGGGAUGUAAUGCCCACUUGUGUGCUAAGGGAGGUGCGUGGGCGGUUUCCGAACCCACCAGGAGUUCCGUACACAGACUAUAAAUCGUCUUCUUCAUUUAUUGUCCUAUGAAAUGUAAAAUCUAAAAAAACAA
Molecule: messenger RNA, 7162 nt
Organism: Halichondria panicea
Lineage: Eukaryota; Metazoa; Porifera; Demospongiae; Suberitida; Halichondriidae
Exons: 11
Coding region: 2521-3762 (413 amino acids)
Source: RefSeq, a predicted model, not a curated record